Molecule: messenger RNA, 614 nt
Organism: Rhizophagus irregularis DAOM 181602=DAOM 197198
Lineage: Eukaryota; Fungi; Glomeromycota; Glomeromycetes; Glomerales; Glomeraceae
Source: RefSeq, a predicted model, not a curated record
AAUUUCAAAGUUAAUGAUGAAGUCGACGUUAACGAUGAUGUUGAAGCUAACGGUGAUGUUGAAGCUAACGGUGAUGCCGAAAUUAACGAUGUUGCUGAAGUUAGCGAUAAUACCAAUGUUAACGAUGAUGUCAAUGUUAGUGAUACCGUCGAUAUUAGUGAUGCCGCCAAUGUUGCCAGUGUUAGUAAGCCUGCCAAUAUUAGUAAUUCUGUCAGCUAUGUUAAUAAUGGUUAUAAUGCUAACGACAUUAGUUGCAAUAUUUUUGCCGAUAUUCAUAAAUAUAGCAAUUAUAAUGAGAACAAUGUUACCAGUAUUAGCAAAAUUAGCAAUGUUAGCAAUAUUAUCAACGUUGUCAGAUUUGUUGGGAACCGUCCAAAACGUCAAUCUAAUAAAAAACAAACCAAUAGACCCGUUAUUCUUAAGCAAAGAUCGCAAUUUAGUCAUAUGCUUCCAAAUUCAUUUGUUAAUGAUAAAGAUAAGAAAGGUAAAGGACCACAACCACAAUUACCAUAUCCACAACUACAACAACCACCAUCACCACCACAUCAACAUCAACAGCAGCAGCAGCAAGGUAAGAAAUUUUAAGAAAUGAACAUCAGAAAUCGGAUUAUUCU